AUGGCAUGGGGUCUAUGCAAGUGCUCACAUGCUGUAGUACUGAUAUUGAUAUUUCUUAUUGCAAUAAGAUCUGGUGUCGUUCAUGCUGUUUAUACUAUUAUACGGCAAACCUCUUGCCCUCCAGUUGGCUUUAGCAUCUUGAGAGCUUUCUUGAUCAAACCUGUUCAUUUAUCAGGUUAUAGUCCAAGAUCUAGUGAGCGCCAAGGAACUCAUGGUAUGAGUUCAAUUGAUCUUCAAACUGCAUUUGGUUAUAACCCAGGAGCUUCAAUGUUACAAAACAUUUGGGGACCUUUGGCUGUUUUGGUAGUGAUGCAGCUAUAUAGCUAUGAAAGGAGGCAAAGCAAAAGAUCUGGAUCCAGUGAUUAUGAUGCACCAGAAAUAGGACCUUUUGCUUUUGCCAGACGUCUUUUGUUUCGGCAUGCUGAGAAAAUACUAUCUCUUGCCCUAUUUUAUGCUUCCUUAUCUCCUAUAAGUGCAUUUGGUUUCUUGUAUCUUUCUGGUCUGAUUAAUUGUUCAAGAUUACCAAAGUUGUCUCAGAAGCCUGCAAAAAUAUUUCUAGUUUAUUCAGGACUUCUUAUAAUGGUUGAAUAUCUUUUCCAGAUGUGGGGAAAUCAUGCUGAGAUGUUCCCUGGUCAAGAGCACUGCAAGUUAUCAUUAUUUAUGGGUUUGCAGUUGUAUAACCCUGGCUUUAAAGGUUUGGAGUCAGGCUUAAGGGGAAAGGUUGUGGUUAUCGUAGCAUGUCUACUUCAAUACAAUGUUUUUCAUUGGUUGGAUAAAAGGCAUGUUUAUGGAAAUGGAGGAAAAUGGAAUGAGCCUUGUCCUCUGUUCAAUGCAAUAGAAGUUCCUAAUGAUAUUCCUGCUGGUGCAUCACAAAGCAAACAAUUUGAAAAUUCCACUUCACCAACAUUUAAAAGAAGUGGAAGAAGUCAUUCAUGGCCAACUUUUAAUUCUGCCUUAUCCCAAGGGCCAGAUUCUGUUACUGAAAGAGACAGUGCCAAAAAAAUACGUAAUUUUCAUUUAUGGGAGAGUUCCAAGGAUAGCUUGAAGUGGGAUAGAAAGCGGAUUCUUUUCUUGAGAAAAGAGAGGAUGGAGAUGCAGAAGACUGUUUUUAAAGUAUCUAUCAAGUUCUGGUUUGAAAAUAUGUUCAACUUAUUCGGUCUUGAAAUCAACAUGAUUGCUUUGCUUCUUGCUAGCUUUGCUGUGUUGAAUGCCAUCUCUCUGCUCUAUAUAGCAUCACUUGCUGCUUGUAAAUUGAAGAACAAGUACCAUGCAAUGACUGUUGGAGGAGAGUAUCAGAUAUACAUUUUUGCUACUGCAAAAAAUGUUGGAAUUAUUGUGGAUGAUCCUCGUAUGCUUAUUUGGUAUUACGGUGUUUUCAUGUUUUCAUGUUUCAAAUUCCGCGCUGACCAAUCAUCUUGUUUCACCGGAUUAGAGAUGUACCAGAAGAUUCUCUCUCAAUGGAAAUCUGCUUCUGUACUAAGUGAUCUCUCAUUUGAAACAAAAGGAUAUUGGACAUUUGUCGACCACCUGAGGCUUUAUGGUUACUGUCACUUGCUAGAUUUUGUUCUCUCAUUGAUUUUGAUUACAGGAACUUUUGAAUAUGAUAUUCUGCAUCUUGGUUAUCUUUGUUUCGCUCUGGUUUUCUUCCGAAUGAGGCUAAAAAUACUAAAGCAGGGAAAUAGAAUUUUUAGAUUCUUAAGGAUGUACAAUUUUGUUCUUAUUGUCAUGUCUCUUGCAUAUCAAUCUCCUUUUGUUGGAAACUUUAGUAGUAUAAAACAUGGUUCAAUAGAAUCCAUCAAUGAAUUGGUGGGAUUCCACAAGUAUGAUUACGGAUUUCGAAUUACAUCAAGAUCAGCAAUUGUGGAAAUCAUAAUAUUUGUGUUGGUAGCACUACAAUCGUACAUGUUUUCAUUUCCAGAGUUUCAUUAUGUUUCAAAAUAUCUCGAGAAAGAGCAAAUUGGUGCCAUACUUAGACAGCAGGAGAAGAAAGCUGCUUGGAAGACUGCUCAGUUGCGACACAUACGUAAAGCUGAAGAGUUGAAGCAUCUCCGAAGUUUGCAGGUAGAGAAGAUGAAAUCAGAGAUGUUAAAUCUCCAAAAUCAGCAACAUAAUAUGAACACUAAAGCGAAUUGUUGUAAUGCUUCUCUCGAAAUUGAUGGCCUUAGAAAGAGAGCAAACUCAUCCGUAGAUUUGCACCACUCAUCCGUAGAUUUGCACCAGCAAAAUGGAUUCAGGAAGCAAGAUCUUGAUAUGAAUAUUGAACCAAUAGGCUCAUUCGAUGGGAAACAAUCUUUACUGAGUGAAAAAUCAAAAAGUCCAUUGAUACCACAAUAUCGGAAAUAUCCAAUGGAUUCUCCUCAUGGAAUUGUGGAUGGAAAGGAAAGAACUAAAAACAAUGAUGUUUUGGAUUUGGAAAUAAGAAAUUGUUAUAAACUUCCAAUCAAGAGAAAGGCUUUGGUUUCAGCUAUCCAUUUCAUUGGAAAUGGACUAUCUCAGGUGCAAUCUCUUGGAAAUGUGGCAGUUAACAAUCUAAUGAACUAUCUAAAGAUAGAACGUGGAGAACUAGAGUCAACUGAAGAUUCUUCCGAGGAUGAGGUGUACUAUGAGAUUGAAAUUGAGAAUCAGAAUGUCGGUUCCGAACCUUUAGAACCUAUAAUUUCUACACACUCUAUUCAUGAGCAUACUAUGCCUAAUACUGCUUGCCACCAAAUUGGAAUUAUUUUACGUUAUAUGUGGUCCCGAAUGAGGUCAAAUAAUGAUGUUGAUGGGGGUUGGACUGCAGAUCUCAACUUUUGUAAGAGAAGAAUUAAGAGCUGCACAGAGAAUGCAAAGUGCUCCACCAGCCAAGAGAGAUUACAAAGAUUAUUUUUACCCUUGAAAAAUAUAUUGAAAGUUUUUAUCAGAAGUCUCUGUAGGUACUGGAAAUCAUUGACAUGGGAUGCAGAAACUCCCCCUUACUUUGUUCAACUGUCUAUGGAAGUAAACUCGUGGCCAAAAGAGGGAAUUCAGCCAAAGAAAAUUGAAUCAAGAAUAAAUAAGUUGCUGAAGAUCUUGCAUAAGAGGAGAUGCAAAGAGGAUAACCAUUUUAAGUUGCACUCGGCAAGUAGGGUUCGUGUACAGAGCAUUGAAAAAGGCGAAGAAAACGAAAAAUUGUGUCUAGUUGUUUUUGAGGUGUUAUAUGCCUCCCCUCCGAUUGAGUUUGCUGCUGAAGAAUGGUACACUUCAUUAACUCCAGCGGAAGACGUAUGCAAUGAGAUUCAAAAAGCUCAACAUGUUGGUAUUUUUAAAGAAAUUGGGUUUCCAUAUCGCAUACUUUCUGUCAUUGGUGGUGGAAAAAGGGAAAUUGAUUUGUAUGCCUACAUCUUUGGAGCUGAUUUAGCUGUUUUCUUCUUAAUUUCCAUUUUAUAUGAAUCAAUUAUGAAAGCUAAUUGUGAUUUUCUUGAAGUCUAUCAGCUUGAAGAUCAAUUCCCAGAGGAUUUUGUAUUAGUUCUCAUGUAUGCCUGGGACAUGGAUCCUUUGCACAGAUAUUCUGGAAUACUAGCACUCCGUGCCAUUUAUCUUACAAAAUCAAUUUCUCUAGUUUUGCAAGCCAUACAACUUCAUUUUGGGAUUCCACACAAGAGCACUUUGUACAGACAGUUUUUGACGAGUAGUGUUUCUCGAAUUAAUGUUUUGGGUUUUCGACUAUAUCGUGCUAUACCUUUCCUUUAUGAAUUGAGAUGUGUGCUAGAUUGGUCUUGCACAACAACAUCUUUGACUAUGCAUGACUGGCUAAAGUUAGAGGACAUUCAUGCAAGUCUAUUUCUUGUCAAAUGCGACGUGGAUCUGAAUAGAGCAACACACCAACAAGGACAAAAGCAAACAAAAAUGACGAAGUUCAGCAAUGGGAUAUGUUUAUUUUUUGUGUUACUAUGUGUCAUAUGGGCUCCAAUGCUGAUGUACAGCAGUGGUAACCCAACAAAUAUUGCGAACCCAAUCAAAGAUGCAAGCGCCCGGGUUGAUAUACAGACAUCAAGUGGAAGGUUGACAUUGUUCGAGACUACUUUGUGCGAGAAAAUUUCUUGGGAAAAUCUUGAAGCACGCGCAAGUUUGGAUCCCCAGGGUUAUCUUAGUGCAUACAAUGUGGAAGACAUUCAAUUAAUUUGCUGCCAUUCAGAUGCAAGUACAUUAUGGCUUGUUCCACCAAUUGUGCAGGCCAGAUUUACAAAGUCCCUUAGGCGGAACAUGGAUAUUACUUUCUCCUGGGAAUUUAUCAGAGAUAGGCCUAAAGGAAAGGAAGCAGUCAAGUAUGAAUUAACCAUACUGGAGCAGGAUCUUCCCAAAUCUUCAGAAGUGACUAAUGUUUUUAAUGGUACUUCAAACAGUUUUGCAGUAUUCAAUAUUUACCCCAGAUAUUUCCGAGUCACAGGCUCAGGAGACGUGCGAUCCCUUCAACAGUCGGUGGAGCUGGUUAGUGGGGAUCUUGUUCUUAACCGUGGAGAUCCUGAGUGGUGGUCCUUUUAUGAUUUGGGCAUUUUAGGUUCACUUGGAUGUGGGAAGUUCCCAGGACCUAUGGCUAUAAUUGUAUCCGAAGAAACCCCACAUAUAUAUGCUGCAAGAGCUGCUGGAGAGCUUGAAGUGGAAGAGAUUUUGUAUUGGACGCUUAUUAAAAUCUACCGCUCGCCACACAUGCUGUUAGAGUAUACUCAGGCUGAAUAA
Molecule: messenger RNA, 4698 nt
Organism: Sphenostylis stenocarpa
Lineage: Eukaryota; Viridiplantae; Streptophyta; Magnoliopsida; Fabales; Fabaceae
Source: the annotation of a GenBank genome assembly